AUGCUGUUUCUGCCCAGCUUACAUAAGCGCUUUCCUGCUGAAAAUAGUAGAGGGGAUAGGGGCUUGGGAUCUACAGGUUCCCGAUUUGCCUUUAUCUCAUUGGAACUGGGUGAUCGUCCAAUGUUAACAUUGACUGUGGAGGGACGUUCAUUCCUUGGUCUAUUGGAUACUGGAGCAGAUCGUAGUAUCAUCUCUGCUCAUGACUGGCCACCCAGAUGGCCUACACAAACAUCAUCUCAGGCCCUGCGUGGUCUAGGGUACGAAAUGGCUCCUUUAAUGAGCUCCAAAGAAUUGACAUGGAGAGACACAGAAGGAAGAUCAGGAAAGAUUACUCCCUAUGUUAUAGACAUACCAGUAACGCUGUGGGGUAGAGAUGUUUUGGUAGAGCUGAACAUGAUACUGACAAAUGAUUAUUCCCCACAAGUCCAAGAUAUGAUGGAAAAAAUGGGCUACGUGCCUAGAAAGGGUCUGGGAAAGAACUUACAAGGACGAGUUGACCUAGUAUGGUCAAAACAGAAACAUGACAGAACGGGUCUGGGUUUUUCCUAG
This is a messenger RNA of Rattus rattus (black rat), 549 nucleotides long. Its product is annotated as endogenous retrovirus group K member 7 Pro protein-like. Bases 1 to 549 code for a protein of 182 amino acids. The record is from RefSeq and is a predicted model, not a curated record. Lineage: Eukaryota; Metazoa; Chordata; Mammalia; Rodentia; Muridae. The transcript has a single exon. Gene Ontology annotation, biological process: proteolysis. Gene Ontology annotation, molecular function: aspartic-type endopeptidase activity; nucleic acid binding.